Messenger RNA from Argiope bruennichi, 842 nucleotides. Its product is annotated as adult-specific rigid cuticular protein 12.6. The coding region runs from base 143 to 574 and encodes 143 amino acids. The record is from RefSeq and is a predicted model, not a curated record. Gene Ontology annotation, molecular function: structural constituent of chitin-based larval cuticle. Lineage: Eukaryota; Metazoa; Arthropoda; Arachnida; Araneae; Araneidae. The transcript has 2 exons. Gene Ontology annotation, cellular component: chitin-based extracellular matrix.
UCUUCGGAAUUCUUCUCUAGGAUGAUGGGUGGGAUGGCAUGUGAUGAUCCAAGUAUAAAUACUCCUUUGGUUUCUUCAAAUCCUCACUCGAUUCAUCUUGUGUCUUCUGUUCCUCCCAGGAAAAGCAGCUUCUAAUUCCACAAUGAAAUACAUCAUUGCUACCCUCCUUUUGGCCUCAGUUGCCAUGGCAGCUGAUAUGGGCAUGAAUAUCGCAGGUCCCGCCUACAACUUCGGGUACAACACUGGCGAUGCUGGUGGCCAUAGUAGAGUGGAAUCUGGCACUGCUGGAGCCGCUGCCGGUAGCUACAGCUACAUUGAUGCUAACGGAGACCGAAGAACCGUCCACUACACCGCAGGACCUGAUGGAUUCAAGGCCUCAGGAGACAUCGGAGUUGACAGGAAAACCGCUGCAGCUGCAGCUGCCCUGGCCGCCCUCGCCCCUAAGGCUCCCCCAGCACCUGCUCCAGUUGCCCCAGUUGCUCCCUUUGUUCCUGGAUACUACGGAUAUUAUGGAGCUCCCCAUGUCUAUUCUCAUGCCUUCCCAGGAUUCGCUGGAUAUGCUGCCAGAUGGUAAAUCGCCAAUCGUGACAGAUGAAGAAGUUUGGAAAUCGACGCUCAAAGGACUGAUAUUUGGACUCGUGCCAUAAAAGGCUGCUUUGGGUAACAUUUUGCUUGAACAACGGCUUCUCAGGGCUGCGGUUGUGAUAUUUCGGUGUUAAUGCUCAACAGCAACUACAAUCCAACAAAUUGUCAUAAAUGUUUUCAUUGUUUCGUCAGAAAUAUUCUUGUCAACAAAGUUCUAUUGUAAAUAGUAGGAAAUAAAUUGUUUGCAAUUUUUUAAA